UACCAUACCUCCAAAACAAUCUCCACCCUCUUUAAUUUUCCACCUCUAAAAAUGGUCGCCCCCGGUCAGGGAGGCGACGGAGCAAUCUCCGGCGGCUCCAACAUCAGAACCCUCGCCGUCCACAUCAUCACCGGGCGGUGGUUUGUGGUAUUCGCUUCACUUCUAAUCAUGGCAGCCGCCGGCGCCACUUACAUGUUCAGCUUAUAUUCCAACGACAUAAAGUCGGUUCUAGGUUACGACCAAACGACGUUGAAUUUGUUGAGCUUUUUCAAGGAUCUGGGUGCAAACGUCGGCGUUUUAUCUGGCCUUAUCAAUGAAGUUACACCGCCGUGGGUGGUUCUAUCUAUCGGUGCCGUCUUGAAUUUCUUUGGUUACUUCAUGAUUUGGCUCGCCGUUACUAAGCGGAUCUCGACGCCGAAAGUUUGGCAAAUGUGUCUCUACAUCUGUAUUGGAGCUAAUUCUCAAUCUUUUGCUAAUACCGGUUCGCUCGUUACUUGUGUCAAGAACUUUCCAGAAAGUCGAGGCGUCGUUCUCGGUAUCUUAAAGGGGUAUGUCGGGCUAAGCGGCGCCAUAAUUACGCAGCUCUUCCACGCAUUCUACGGCUCCGACACCAAAUCCUUAAUACUCCUAAUCGGAUGGCUUCCGGCGGCCAUAUCCUUCGCAUUUUUACGAACAAUUCGGAUCAUGAAAGUAAUCCGACAGCCAAACGAGCUCAAAGUCUUCUACAAUUUCCUCUACAUUUCCCUCGCCCUCGCCGGAUUCCUAAUGCUAAUGAUCAUCAUAGAAAGCAAAUUAAUAUUCACCCAAGCCGAAUUCGGUGGCAGCGCCGCCGUCGUCCUCCUCCUCCUCUUCCUCCCUCUCGCCGUCGUCAUCGUCGAAGAAUACAACCUCUCAAAACUCAAAUCCGCCGCCAUUAAUCCCCCAAACCCACUUCAAAUCCUUACAGAGAAACCCAAUCCCCCAAAAACAGAGCCCAGGAAACAACCCUCUUGCUGGACAACAAUCUUCAACCCGCCGGAGCGCGGCGAGGAUUUCACGAUUCUCCAAGCUCUGUUCAGCUUGGACAUGGCGAUUCUGUUCUUCUCUGCAAUUUGCGGCGUCGGCGGAACUUUGACGGCGAUUGACAAUCUGGGUCAGAUUGGAAUGUCCUUAGGAUACCCAAAAAGAAGCAUUAGCACAUUCGUGACACUCGUUAGUAUAUGGAAUUACCUCGGACGUGUCGCCUCUGGUUUUGUCUCUGAAAUUGUUCUAACAAAAUACAAAUUCCCACGUCCUUUAAUGCUUUCUUUAACGCUUCUUUUGUCAUGUGUCGGUCAUUUGAUCAUCGCCUUCGCCGUUCCAAAUGGGCUUUAUGUAGCUUCAAUCGUGAUCGGAUUCUGUUUCGGAGCUCAGUGGCCGUUGCUUUUCGCCAUAAUUUCCGAGCUAUUUGGGUUGAAAUAUUACUCUACGCUUUACAAUUUCGGGUCGGUGGCUAGUCCGAUUGGAUUAUACGUUUUGAAUGUGAAAGUGGCCGGGAAUUUGUACGACAAAGAGGCGGCGAAGCAGCUGGCGGCGAAAGGGCUUGUGAGAAAAACAGGGGAGGAGCUGAAAUGCUACGGCGGAGAGUGUUUUAAGCGGUCGUUUCUUGUAAUCACCGGAGUUACUUUGUUGGGUAUGUUUGUUUCGUUGAUUUUAGUGAUUAGGACGAGGGGUUUUUACAAGAGUGAUAUUUAUAAGAAGUUUCGAGAUGAAGCUGAAGCAGAGGUGGUCGGAAAUGGCGCUGUGGCGGCCGCCGGAGCACCGGAGGAGACGAGAAGCCGAUAGGGGUGUGUUUGGCGGGAAAGAAAAUGAGGUGAAAUCCGCCGGAGCGGCGGCGGAGACGAGGAACCGACAGGGAUGGGUUUGAUUUGAGAGUGAAGAUUUUUGUUGUCCUUUGUCGAAACAUUAAAAUUUCCGAACUUUGUGAGAAAAUAAUUUACAUGUUUCAUCGCUAAGUUUCUAAUAGAAGAUAUUAUUGUAAUUUUCAUA
Messenger RNA from Cucurbita pepo subsp. pepo (vegetable marrow), 2007 nucleotides. Its product is annotated as Major facilitator superfamily protein. NCBI's taxonomy places the organism in Eukaryota, Viridiplantae, Streptophyta, Magnoliopsida, Cucurbitales, Cucurbitaceae. Gene Ontology annotation, cellular component: membrane. The record is from RefSeq and is a predicted model, not a curated record.